GGCGGUGCCGCUGUGGUUGCCGCGCCCGCUCGGGGCUGUCGCGGGGAGGAUGAACUGGCUGUUCCCCCUCGCCAAAGGCGGUGCCUCCGCCUCGCCUGCCGCGCCGCUGCCCCCCCUCACCACCCUCCAGCAGCAGAAGCAGCGGCAGAUCGAGUCCCUCCGCGGCGCGCACGCCUCGAUUGCAGAAAUUCAGAAAGAUGUGGAAUAUCGACUGCCAUUCACUGUAAACAACUUGACAAUUAAUAUUAACAUCUUGCUUCCACCUCAGUUUCCUCAGGAAAAACCAGUCAUCAGUGUUUUCCCACCUGUGAGACAUCAUUUAAUGGACAAGCAGGGAGUAUACGUGACAGGUCCAUUAAUAAGUAAUUUUACAAUGCACUCAGAUCUUGGAAAAAUUAUUCAGAGUUUAUUGGAUGAAUUUUGGAAGAAUCCUCCAGUUCUGGCUCCUAGCUCAACAUCAUUUCCAUACCUUUUCAACAAACCAGCUGGAAUGCCUCCGUUUGCUCCUCAGGGGUUUCCGUUUCUUCCUCCAUACCCACCUCAAGAAACAAAUAGAACAAUAGCAGCCGUGCCAGUUGCUGAAUCAGUUUCUUCAAGCUACACUACAGACAAGCCUGCUGCUCCCUCUUACGGCUUGAUUGCUGAUCUGCCACUCCCUGUUCCAAGAGCAGAAGCAGGGCUUCAGGUUGGCCAGAAUGGAUUUACUUACAAGAUGCCUGAUGUUCCUGAUACCUUUCCAGAGCUCUCAGAGCUAAGCAUAUCGCAGCUGACUAAUAUGAAUGAGCAAGAGGAAGUGUUACUGGAACAGUUUGUGACUCUACCACAGCUGAAGCAAGUCAUUACUGAUAGAGAUGAGUUGGUGAAAAGCAUUGAAGAGCUGGCAAAAAAAAACUUGUUGCUGGAGCCGAGUCUCGAGGCAAAAAGACAGAUGGUGUUGGAUAAAUAUGAGCAACUCACACAGAUGAAAGCAGCCUUUGAAAAAAAGAUGCAAAGACAACAUGAGCUUAGCGAGAGUUGCAGUCCAAGUGCUCUGCAAGCCAGACUUAAAGUAGCUGCUCAUGAAGCUGAAGAGGAAUCUGACACUAUUGCAGAAGACUUCCUGGAAGGCAAAACAGAAAUAGAUGACUUCCUAAGUAGUUUCAUGGAAAAGAGAACACUCUGCCACUGUAGACGAGCCAAAGAGGAAAAACUUCAACACGCAAUAGCGAUGCACAGCCAAUUUCAUGCUCCACUAUAGAUUUCCUGCAAGCUACACCUGCCAAGAAAACGAGUGAAAACCCCAAUAAAGCACACUUUUUAAUAACUAUUAUUUGCAAAUAAGCAUUUCAUCUUGUAUGGUUGUAUUUAUAGAAGAGAUUGUAUACAGAGUUGGGAUGGGUUUUGUACAAAUUAGAAUGUCUCUUUAUAUUCUCAUUGUACUCAAGAAUUCUUCUAUUGCAAUCUUUGCACUAAUUUCUUGUAUUUAUUGUUGAUAGUACUUAUUAUAUUUAAGUUCCUGCUGCUAUACUUCAUUCUUCAGAGAUUAAAUAUCUAAACAUGUAAUUUUGACUAGCUUUUUACAUUUUUAUAAAAACAUAAUUCAUAUCUUUUGUAUUUUGGACUUUAAGCAUAAGAAUUGGCUUGAUAUGUGGAAACAUUUGAGAUGAGUAAUGACAGGACUUUGAAAACUGAAGAAGUUCAACUUGAGAUUGUCAAUGGAUCCAAAAACUGUCUUUUCUUGAAGACAGAAUGUUUAAGAACAGGUGUGUUUUGUUUAUUUUUAAGUUGUAUAGAAAACUGAGUAUAGCCUGUAUUGUGUUUUGGAUUAAGCAAAGGAUGUGUUGGAACAAAUUAUAUUGGAAUCAAAAUAGAGUAAAUGAUCUCUGCAUA
This is a messenger RNA of Pezoporus flaviventris, 1869 nucleotides long. RefSeq names its product VPS37A subunit of ESCRT-I (gene VPS37A). The transcript has 12 exons. Gene Ontology annotation, biological process: protein targeting to vacuole; protein targeting to membrane; ubiquitin-dependent protein catabolic process via the multivesicular body sorting pathway. The record is from RefSeq and is a predicted model, not a curated record. Gene Ontology annotation, cellular component: ESCRT I complex. Lineage: Eukaryota; Metazoa; Chordata; Aves; Psittaciformes; Psittacidae. Bases 50 to 1237 code for a protein of 395 amino acids.